AUGGAAGUGAAUGCGUCUCCUGUCACACCAACAAAGGCAAGAAAGCGAAUAAGGCAACCUGACAAAUGGAAGAAUAAUGUUGCAAAACGAUUAAGAUAUUCUGCGAAGAAUUUACCAAUAUACCCAACGUGUGGACACAGGACAAAAGCAUACAAGUGCUUCUUUCUUAAACUGAACGAUAUGCAGGCAUUUUACAGCAUCUUCUAUGAGACAAAAGACAAAGCGACUCAAAAUGCCUUUAUUUUGAAGUACUGUACCGUAAGUAGCACAGUUCGUCGCCGGCCGAAAAAUGAAAAACACUCUCCAAAAAGGACCAGAUAUUCUGCGAAGAAUUUACCAAUAUACCCAACGUGUGGACACAGGACAAAAGCAUACAAGUGCUUCUUUCUUAAACUGAACGAUAUGCAGGCAUUUUACAGCAUCUUCUAUGAGACAAAAGACAAAGCGACUCAAAAUGCCUUUAUUUUGAAGUACUGUACCGAGAAGGUGCCGGUGUGUCAAACAGCUUUUUUAAAUGUUUUGGGGAUAUCAAAACACAGACUUACCUAUGUAAUGAAACAUUUUACUGAAACAGGCCAAGUACCGAUUGAACGUAGGGGUGGGGAUCGAAAAACUGCUAAAUAUCGGGAUAAACUGGAAAGGGUGCAAAUGUUUAUAAAUCAACUAAUGUGUACUGAAUCUCAUUAUAAUUUGAGCUUUGCAACUCCAAGAACAGAUGUUUGCCAGGUAAAAUGCUUCAUUCGUAAUUUUUUAUCCAAGGAGAAGGUGCCGGUGUGUCAAACAGCUUUUUUAAAUGUUUUGGGGAUAUCAAAACACAGACUUACCUAUGUAAUGAAACAUUUUACUGAAACAGGCCAAGUACCGAUUGAACGUAGGGGUGGGGAUCGAAAAACUGCUAAAUAUCGGGAUAAACUGGAAAGGGUGCAAAUGUUUAUAAAUCAACUAAUGUGUACUGAAUCUCAUUAUAAUUUGAGCUUUGCAACUCCAAGAACAGAUGUUUGCUCAAAAUGUGUAGAGCUAAGUGAGAACAAUCUGGAAUCCAAAAAUAAACUCAUGACUGAAAAACGAAUUCACAAUCUUCGUGCAAAAGCAUUUUUCGAAUUACUUCGUGAAAACAGAGAAGACCUCAUCACUUUGUCAUUUGACUGCCAAAAAAAUUUGGUCCUGCCCAAAGUUCCUGAUCAGAGCGCCUAUUAUUCAAGACAGCUUUAUUUCUACAAUUUUACUAUUGUCCAAGGGUCUUCAAAGUCUUCACUCUCAAGGGGAAAUGUUUUUUCAUAUUGUUGGACUGAGGACGCGUUUGGUAAAGGAUCAAAUGAAAUUUCAUCUGCAGUAUUUCAUCGACUCAAUGAGACUGUACGACUGGUCGCUGAUGGAUGCAGUGGCCAAAAUAAAAACUCAACCAUGAUCGGCAUGUGCUGCAAGUGGUUAACCCAUAACGCGCCACCAAAUAAGAAGUUGAGGAAAAGAGAAGUAAUAACGACACCCGAUGAAUACGAAACAAUCGUUUCUCAAUUUUCUACAUUCGUUGAUAUGAAGAAAAGCUAUGUUUACGAUUGGAAGUCUGCUGUUCAAGAAGUUCUUAAACCAGUGGGAUCAUGGGAUUUUAAAUUUAAACAAUCUAAAAGGUUUAUUCUAAAACGAAGCAGGUCAGGAAAUAUUUUGAUACGAAGCGAGCUCCAUUACAAAAAUGAUUUAGGAGGUUUUGUUACAAUUACACGAAAAGGCAAGCAGAUUACCAUGAUAAAUGCACCUAAUGGUCAUCAAGUUAACAAUUUGAAGUUGCGUGAUGUGGGAAACCUUUUGUCAAAACACUUUGGAUCGAAAUGGCUAGAACUGGGUCAGUUACGCUAUUAUAGGGAUCUGCUUCAGGGUAAGGAACAAGAAACAAACGAGAAUCCUCGAGAUCCUGAUCAGAGUUUGCCGACGCCGAUGCUUGUGAAUUUAUACCCGAACUGCCGGAUACCUUAG
Molecule: messenger RNA, 1971 nt
Organism: Brassicogethes aeneus
Lineage: Eukaryota; Metazoa; Arthropoda; Insecta; Coleoptera; Nitidulidae
Source: the annotation of a GenBank genome assembly